UGAUGGUGAACCUGAUUCGUAACUUAACAUAUACCUCCUGAUGCAUGACACUCUUAAGAAAAUCGGCAAUCUCUUGAAAUUGAUAUAAUAAUGGCCACAGCAUUAUUGUUCCAUGACAAAAGAAAAAGGCCCACUCUUUACUGAUUGAAUCGGAACAUUUAACUGAUUACUGGUAAAAAUUAGGUAUAUGUAUAUCUUGCUUAAUUCCAACAAAAAAAAAAAUCACUUGAUUUGUUCCAAAAAAAAAAUAGCGGCAUUGUCCGUUAGCUAGCAAAAGCACACAUUGAAACAAGAAUAUAUUUGGUACUAGAGAUGUUUUAGUGCAUUAGCAUUCUACUCUCUGUAUAGUUAUAUCCCAAUUCCCUGCAGCUGCUACUUCAACCAAGCUUGCAGUCCAUAGGAUUCGUGUGUCGCAGCCAUUUUUGUUUGGCAAUUAUAUAUGGAGGUAGGUAAUCAAACCCUCAUUAAGCCCCACGUAGCAGUCCUGCCAAGUGUUGGCCUAGGCCAUCUCAUUCCCCUCUUUGAGUUCGCUAAGCGCCUGGUGGUUCACCAUGGCAUCCGUGUCAGCUUACUCGUCAUUACCACCAAUGAACCCUCAGCUGCAAAAGAUCAAUUCCUUUGCUCUCCUAACUUCCCUCCUGACCUCCACAUCGUCAAACUUCCUCCAGUUGAUGUUGAUCAAGUGCCCAGGGAUGACAAGCUCAUCCUAACCCGGCUCUGUGUCAUUACAGAAGAGAGCCUUCGGUUCCUGAAGUCGGUCCUUGUUGCCUUAGGUAAACCAAAAGCUCUUGUUACGGACUUAUUCAGUACACGAGCUUUUGAUGUUUGCAAUGAAUUGUCAAUCCCUGCCUACUUAUUUUCUACUACAUCUGUAGCGUUCUCUGCCUUCAUGCUAUAUCUGCCAAAGCUUGACAGUGAAGUUGAGUGUGAAUUUGUUGAACUUCCUGAACCGAUUCAGGUCCCAGGUUGUACUCCUGUACGGAUCGAAGACCUGGUAGACCAGGCUCGGAACAGGAAGAUUGACGAGUACAAAUGGUUCUUCCAUCAUAUAAGUCGGCUGCCAUUAGCCUCUGGGAUAUUUCUCAAUUCUUGGGAGGAUCUUGAACCUGGGUCAAUCAAUUCUAUAGAAGAAAAUCCCUUCUUCAAGCAGAUACCAGCACCUCCUGUUUACCCGAUUGGACCCUUGAUCAAACAAGAAGAAACAUUAAGCACAGCAGAUUUUGAGUGUCUGGAGUGGCUGGACAAGCAACCACCUGAUUCAGUUAUCUUUAUGUCGUUUGGCAGUGGUGGGACUUUGUCAGUGGAGCAGCAGACUGAGUUGGCUUGGGGUCUAGAACUGAGCCAACAAAGAUUCAUAUGGGUAGUAAGGAAGCCAACGGAUGCUGCUGGUGCAGGUACAUUUUUCAACUCAGGGAGUGAAGUGAAUGACCCCAAAGCUUAUUUGCCUGAAGGGUUCUUGAACAGGACUCAAGGUGUGGGAUUAGUGGUGCCAUCAUGGGCUCCACAAGUUUCCAUACUUGGUCAUCCUUCUACAGGCGGAUUCCUAUCUCACUGCGGAUGGAACUCAUCGCUGGAAAGCAUAGCUCACGGCGUGCCAAUGAUCGCAUGGCCUCUUUAUGCUGAGCAAAGAAUGAACGCGGCAUUGCUAGUGGAGGAAAUUGGAGUUGCUGUUAGGCUAAAAGUGGAGGUAGGGCAGACAAUUUUUGGACGAGAAGAGAUAGAAAGAGUGGUGAGGAUGGUGAUGGAGGGUGAAGAAGGGAAGGUUAUUAGGAGUAGGGUUAAAGAACUGAAAGAAAGUGCUGCCAAUGCACUGGGUUCUAAUGGCUCCUCUUAUUAUAUGCUUUCUUCUGUGGCCCAGAAAUGGAAGACUGACCUUAGUCUAUGAAGCCAUUAUAGUUU
Messenger RNA from Durio zibethinus, 1899 nucleotides. Its product is annotated as hydroquinone glucosyltransferase-like. The record is from RefSeq and is a predicted model, not a curated record. Lineage: Eukaryota; Viridiplantae; Streptophyta; Magnoliopsida; Malvales; Malvaceae. Gene Ontology annotation, molecular function: UDP-glycosyltransferase activity.